Molecule: messenger RNA, 507 nt
Organism: Cercopithifilaria johnstoni
Lineage: Eukaryota; Metazoa; Nematoda; Chromadorea; Rhabditida; Onchocercidae
Source: the annotation of a GenBank genome assembly
AUGACAUGCAAAGGACCGGAUCUUUCGACAGCAAUAGUCUCAACCUCCAACUACGACAACUACGUAUUCGGUAGCGAUGACUUUACUGUAACACCCAAUCGGUUGUUUUGGCUAAUGCGGAAGAAUAAUGGAGAGAGAGUGCGAGAUGCUGAGGGGUUUCGUCUACGAGCUGCUGGGAUAUGCACCCGCGGUGAGGGUAGCAGUCGAGAAAUCUUGUUAAUUACCGGUGGCAAAGACGAUGGUCGGUGGAUCAUUCCGGGUGGCGGCAUUGAGAAGGAUGAAAAUGAAUCAGAUGCUGCUUUACGUGAGGUUUUUGAGGAAGCCGGAGUUAAGGCAGAGAUUUUGGCACGUGUGGGAGAGUUUAGGGAUGAAGAAAGACGGCAUAGGACGGUGGUGUUUCUUUUGACGGUUAAGGAAGAAUUGCAGGAAUGGGAAGAUGGCUGUUUUGGCCGACAACGGGAAUGGGAAGAUGUGGAAAUGGCAUUGCCAGGAAAGCAUCAGCUUUAA